AUGACACUCUUUCUGCUGGUGAUUUUCUCUUUCCUUCACAACUUUUUUGCUCUCUCAUUCUUUGCAUUAUUUCCUAAGUUUUGUUUCUUUUUCUCUUUAUAUUUUUUUCUUUUCUUUUCAUUUUCUUCUUUCAUUUGCUUUCUUUUACUUUUUGUUAUUUUUCUUCUUUUUCAGAUUCUAUCACAUUUUGUUUCUUUUUUGUUAUUAUUUUCUUUGUUUUCUCUUUUCAUUUUUUUUUGUAUUUCUCCUUUUUCUUUUGUUGCUCUUUCUUUUCCUUCAUUCUUAUUUAUUUUGUCAUCUACCUUUGAAUUCUUCCUUUUCUCCAUGCUUCUUGUUCUUAUUAAUUCAGUUUAUUUUCCUCCCUUCUCUCAUUUCACUUUUCCUCUCCUUUUAUUCUUUAAUUUCACCUGUUUCUCUCUUUUUCUCAACUAUCAAUCACUCGACCAGUGUUUAAUCCUCUCUUUCUCCUUUGCUUUUUCUUUUUUUACUUUCAUGGACACUUUCUUUUUUUUUCUCUCCUUUUCUUUUCUGUUACUUUUUCCUCUCUCUUUUUACUAUUUUUGUAAUUUAUCAUUCCUACUUGGUUAUUUCUUCUCUUUUUCAUUUUAUUGA
This is a messenger RNA of Acanthosepion pharaonis, 612 nucleotides long. The record is from the annotation of a GenBank genome assembly. NCBI's taxonomy places the organism in Eukaryota, Metazoa, Mollusca, Cephalopoda, Sepiida, Sepiidae.